Acanthopagrus latus (yellowfin seabream) is the source of this 4936-nucleotide messenger RNA. It is a transcript of the gene phaf1, whose product is annotated as chromosome 8 C16orf70 homolog. The transcript has 16 exons. Bases 1288 to 2571 code for a protein of 427 amino acids. Gene Ontology annotation, cellular component: dendrite; synaptic vesicle membrane; trans-Golgi network. The record is from RefSeq and is a predicted model, not a curated record. Gene Ontology annotation, biological process: Golgi to plasma membrane protein transport. Lineage: Eukaryota; Metazoa; Chordata; Actinopteri; Spariformes; Sparidae.
GGAAGUUGAAUUAUCAGCUGAUCCUGCUGGCUGUUGUUGAUGCCUGAAGUUGCUGUUGUUUGGAGACUGUGUUGCUCUUAUCGGCUCCGGACAUUGGAGACACGUCAAACACGACAAAGGGACGCGGUGGGCAUUUACCGGGCGACGAGCUUACGAGUGAUAAGAGAAGCGUCUCACAACGAGGACUUUGAAUUUGCGCACCAGCGGCAGAAGAGCUAGCUCCAAAGCUUGAACCUUCGCUGGAAGAAGAAAGAAAAACAGCAAAGACAGCCGACGGCUUGGCGUGCUUUCUUUGUUUAUGUCGUGCCAGUCUGAACCGCGAUAUUAAUUUUCUUUGUCUUGAAUUUAGAAUUGUUUUAUUUUUUGUUUUUUUACCUGCACUUGCAUUAUUUAUAUUUAUACUUUAUUACCAUUACGCAGAGGGCAGCUAGCUCGUCAGCUAACGUUAGCCCAUAGCGCAAAAAAACAGUGUUGUUAUCAAGCUUUGACGCUUUCGUAACCGCCCGACAGUGACACAUAACAAUAGCUAACAGUGAGAAUAUUCGGGUUUGGAGACAUUAUUCUCGUGCCUAUGUAUUUUUGGGGUAUUUCUCACUGGACCAGGUGCUCUGUUAGUCUGCUGGAGACACAGGACACAACACUGUAGCCGAACAAGUGGAUGUUCACUCGUUAAAUUGAAGCUUGUUGGAGACGAUUGUGGCCGUUGUUUGGCAGAUCGGUGUAUUUCUGACUUUAAAUCGAGCGAAUUUAGGGCUUUCUUUCUUUCUUUUUUUUUUAUCCGUAUCGAUUUUAAAGCACACCAACAAGUAAUAGGUUAUCUGACAGCUGGCCUUGUGCGUUUUAGGUUGGCUGGCAGGUUGCGUAAUUUGUUUGUGAGCAGGCUGUCAGCCUUUGGGUCACUUGUUAAACUGCUAAUUUAAACGUAUGUAACUGUCAGCUUUGGAUGAUCUCUCUAUCCAGCCUUAGGUAGACUCGUGGGUAUCAUUUGAAAUAUUUAACCCAUUUUAACAUACUUCUUUUGUACCUUUUUUAAUGUCAACAGCACAUGACAUGUGAUAAAGAGGCCACACUUUACUGUAACCCAUAAAUCGAGUAGCUGUUCGAUGCUCACACUGAUGAUUCUAGUUGCUUUAGAGAAUUGAGUAGAUAGCGUUAUGAAUUAAAGGAGCCAUCUGAAACUGUUGUUAGACAGUGUUGUGAUCAGGGAGACACGGGCGAAGAGAAAGGGUCCCUCAGAGGGUCCCACUGUGUCUUGAGGUGAGGUGAGCUGCCCCCCACUACUUGCCAAUGCUGGAUCUGGAGGUGGUGCCUGAGAGAUCACUAGGAAAUGAACAAUGGGAAUUCGCCUUAGGGAUGCCAUUGGCCCAGGCCAUCUCUAUCCUGCAGAAACACUGCCGCAUCAUCAAAAAUGUCCAGGUGCUUUACAGUGAACAGACGCCACUCAGCCAUGACCUCAUACUGAACUUGACUCAGGAUGGGAUUAAACUGCUGUUUGAUGCCACAAAUCAGAGACUCAAGGUGAUCGAAGUGUAUGACCUGAGCAAAGUCAAGUUGAAAUACUGUGGAGUCCAUUUCAACUCUCAGGCCAUUGCCCCCACAAUAGAGCAAAUAGACCAGUCAUUUGGAGCCACGCACCCAGGAGUUUACAAUGCUGCAGAGCAGUUGUUCCAUCUCAACUUUCGAGGACUGUCCUUCUCCUUCCAACUGGACUCAUGGAACGAAGCUCCAAAAUAUGAGCCUAACUUUGCCAUGGGUUUGGCCUCCCUGCAGAUUCCACACGGGGCCAUGGUCAAGAGGAUGCACAUUUACACUGGCAACAACCUGCAAGAAACAAGAGCGCCGGUGAUGCCGCUGGCUUGUUUCCUUGGUAACAUCUAUGCAGAGUGUGUCGACGUCCUGAGGGACCGGGCCGGGCCUCUGGGGCUCAAACUCCGCCUUCUCACUGCAGCUUGUGGUCCUGGUGUGAUGACUGACGCUAAAGUCAGGUCCAUAGAGAGGAGCAUCUACUUUGGAGAUUCCUGUCAGGAUGUACUGGGUGCUCUGGGCUCACCACACAAAGUCUUUUACAAGUCUGAGGACAAGAUGAAGAUCCACUCUCCCUCACCUCACAAGCAGGUUCCUUCUAAAUGUAACGACUACUUUUUCAACUACUUCACCCUUGGAGUGGACAUCCUGUUUGACUCUACAAGUCACCUGGUUAAGAAGUUUGUCCUCCAUACCAACUACCCCGGACAUUACAACUUCAAUAUAUAUCAUCGAUGUGACUUUAAGAUUCCGCUAGUCAUUAAGAAAGAAGGAGCCGAUUCUCAGACAGAGGACUGCAUCUUAACCACCAACAGCAAGUGGGAUCAGAUCCAGGAACUGCUGGGUCACCCAAUGGAAAAACCUGUAGUGCUCCACAGGUCCUCAUCAGCUAAUAACACCAACCCAUUCGGCUCCACGUUCUGCUUUGGACUGCAGAGGAUGAUCUUUGAGGUGAUGCAGAAUAACCACAUAGCGUCAGUGACCCUCUAUGGUGCUCCACGGACCACCAGUCAAGCCCGACCUGAGUCCAGUAGUAGUUCCCACUGAACAAGUAACCAGAACAACAUCCCAUUCUGGUUUGUCCUGAAUCUAGUACCUCUACUGACUGAACCUCUGACCCGGAGCCAGAUUCUUAACCAAGCAGACGUAACCCAGAAAAACAAAGCUAUUCUCGCCCAGCUCAGAUGCGACAGAACAGAAACAACCUGAACCCAGAAUAACCAAAACAACCUUUCCUCAUGGGUCUCACUCUUUCAAUCAGACACACCCAGUCAGCACAGUCAGCCAAACCCAGACUACCCCAGGAACCAAGAUCUGGUUACAUGGUGAUGGUGCUGGAGUCUUGAUGCUUUGAAAUGAAACCCGUGAAAUCAUUUCUUGGUUGUGUGGGAAUCUCCCGGAGGUACUGCAGCAAUCUGUGCUCUGGUAGAGCUCAACGGUUUCCUGGUUCCAUCCAGUGGCCACAGAAGAAGAGUUUGUCCACACUGUAGUUAGGAUGGUUCCACCGGUAAGAUGUAAUAGCAGCCUGUACAUGAUAACAAUAUCCAUAACAUUGUGGAGGCGAGAUGAGAUGAUCAGCAUUAUAACAUCCUCACCUGCUCACAAAUCUGUAAAUGUUCAACAUCAAACAUAGAGUUGUUGACCUAAUGUGGCCGCCAGUGAAAACUGCUGUGCCCAAAGUCUUGAAACAAACUCUGGCUUGACCCAUCAAUCAACCACACUGCCAGCGCAGCCAGUACCGCUUGUCUUCCUGCCACAACUUCAGAACCAGACCUGACUGGCUCAAUCCAAACCCAGAACCCAUCCAGACCGCAACGAACCAAACCAGCCCAGCCGAGCUGAAAGCCAUCAUAGUCAAACACACAUUAGAAGCUGCAGUGGACCGUAACAAAAAAUAAUAAGGAUGCAUGAUUUGUCGUACAAGAGAAGAACCAAACACACUCAGGGUUCGGAGGGACAUGUGGCCCAGAACACACCCACAGCGGCCGGUGACCAGAUGUGAAGCAUCUCAAAGCCGAACGACCCAAACACCCAACAUCCUCUCCCUUCUUCCCAGUCCCUGCUCACGCUUCCUCCACCUUUCUCCAGUGGUGCCCUGAAACACCAGACACAAACACACACACAAACACACACACACACACACACACACACACACACACACUCAAGCACACAGCAGUAAACACUCUGUCUGUUCCCCGCUUACACAACACACACUCGCAUAAAUGAGCAUCUGCAUGUGUUAGGCUGCUGAUUUUUUAACUGACAUUUCAACAGACUUUAAUUCAUACACCCAAACACGGCAUUUCAGUCCCUCCACUACUAUACUCACAUGUAUUUUUAAUACAUGGAAGCUGUUUUAUCUUUUUAGCUUUUUUAAAGCGCGAUACAACAUGAGACAUGCAGGCAUGACACAAGGAUUUUUGCAUGAUCUUGGCAGACGUUUUUUGAACAAGAUGAGACUUAUAACAAGCACAAACCUGUCUGGUUUAUUUUAUCCUGCAUGUUGUGAGGGGACAGGUUUAUUAUUUUUAUUUUCAUUUUCAUUUUUUUUUUUUAAAUUUCUCUCUGCCCUGCUUCAUUCAUUCACACCAUGAUUAUUUUUAUUGAGUUUUUUUUUUCUUUUACAUUUGCACUAAUACACACCUUUUUUACUUGAUGGGUUGAUUGUUCCUUGUCCUCAGCGGUGGAUUCGUGGAGACAUUUGGAGAGCCAGUGGUGUGUGUGUGUGGACGCGAAUGUGUGUGUGUUUUUCUCCAUAACUUCGGACAGAGGAGGGGUCCUGUCAUGGUGCAUGGUGUGUGUAGUCAUGUUCUCUGUGUAACACACUCUCUCUCUCUCUUUUUUUUUCUCUCAUCUGUACAUCUGAUUGAUGUAUCGCAGGUCCUCCCCAUAGCAAUGUCUGCAUUUAUUUCUUUGUUGACUCGCCAAAUGCUGUAGCCAAAGACAUUUCCGAAUGAUUUCAUUUGAUCGGCUGUCAUUAUCAUUGUCAUCUCCUGUCUGAACCUGUCCUAUGGAGAGAGGCUCCUUUUUGUUCUUUUGUUUCUAAUCUGCACAUCAAACCCAUCAACAUGGUAAAACCUUUAAAUUCAGCUCCUGCUCUCUGUGACUGCUGACAGUAAUUAUGCUCACAAAAAGGCACAGUAACAACAAUAACAACCAGUGUCAUUCGACUGGUCAGUGUCUCUUGUAGAGUGGUUAUUAGAGGGCUGUAAUUUAAAGAAUUACCAUUGUUUCUAUGUGGAUUCAGGACAUUUGAACCCAUUUCUGAAAUGGGGAAAGGACUUCAGUCAUUCCUUCAUCAUAACAUUUUGUUUGCAUCUCCCUCCCAAUGUAUGAAUUUAAAAUCGUUUUAAUCAUAAGCAUUUGAAUAAAAACUGUGUAUUAAUUUUAAUACACAUGUUCUCGUUUAUUA